Andrographis paniculata is the source of this 3381-nucleotide messenger RNA. Its product is annotated as phototropin-1-like. The record is from RefSeq and is a predicted model, not a curated record. Lineage: Eukaryota; Viridiplantae; Streptophyta; Magnoliopsida; Lamiales; Acanthaceae. Gene Ontology annotation, cellular component: nucleus; cytoplasm; plasma membrane. Gene Ontology annotation, molecular function: ATP binding; protein serine/threonine kinase activity. Gene Ontology annotation, biological process: protein phosphorylation. The transcript is spliced from 24 exons. The coding region runs from base 16 to 2997 and encodes 993 amino acids.
GAUGUUGCUGAAGAAAUGGAAACCACCGAUCAAAGCUCCAAAAAUAAGCCUGCGAUGAUUCCGUCUUUGCCCAGGGAUUCGCGAGGUUCCCUGGAAGUUUUCAAUCCGACGUCGUAUACGGCGUCGGCUGCUCCGACCAGGCCCGGAAACCCAGUUUUCCGGCCAUCUACCUGGCAGAGCUGGCCCAGCAUUCCCGCCCCGGAACCCGAACCCGAGCCCAAGCCCAGCUCCGCUAAACCGGGUAGAACAAAUGCCGGUGAGGGUAUUAGUUCAUGGAUGGCCCUCCAGGACCCGACUCCGCCGCCGUCCAAGACUAUAGCUGAGAUGUUCAACGAUCAGGACGGGCAAAAGAAGCCCGCGCCGCCACAAGGGGAAGUCGGCGCCGCCGCUAAGAGAGCGGCGGAGUGGGGACUGGUGCUGAAGACCGACGAGGAGACGGGGAAGCCACAGGGGGUGAAAGUGAGGACUUCAGACGAGGACCAGAACAAACCCGCCGGGAAGGAUUCCAGCGACUUUUCCGACGCGGAAAUCGAGCGAGGGUUCCCGAAAGUGUCGGAGGAUUUGAAGGACGCACUGUCGACAUUCCAGCAAACAUUCGUGGUCUCCGACGCGACGAAGCCGGACUACCCAAUCAUGUACGCAAGCGCAGGCUUUUUCAAGAUGACCGGCUACACUUCCAAGGAGGUCAUCGGCCGGAAUUGCCGGUUUCUGCAGGGGAAGGAGACGGAUGCGUCGGACGUGGCGAAGAUCAGGGAGGCACUGGAGAGUGGAUCCAACUACUGCGGGAGACUCCUCAACUACAAGAAGGACGGCACGCCCUUCUGGAACCUUCUCACCAUUGCGCCCAUCAAAGACGACGCCGGCAAAGUCCUCAAAUAUAUUGGAAUGCAAGUGGAAGUGAGCAAGCAUACUGAAGGAUCCAAGGAGAAAAUGACCCGACCCAAUGGGCUCCCUGAGUCUUUGAUCCGUUACGACGCUCGCCAGAAAGAGCAGGCGGCGAACUCAGUGACGGAGCUGCUGCAAGCGGUCAAGAAACCGCGGCCAAGGGCGCUCAGCGAAUCAACCAAUCGCCCCUUCCUCAGAAAAUCCGGCGACCAUGAAAUUUUUGACAGCAAAACCGGUCGAAAAUCUGAGAACUCGGCUCCUCCUCGCCGGCAUUCCCAUGCCGGCACUAGGAGCUCAAUGCAGAAGCUCCCCGAGCUCCCGGAGAAGGCUCCGUCGAAAUCGAAUCGUCGAUCCUUCAUUGGGAUUCUGAAGAAAGGGAAACGGGGGAGUACCAACCAAGAGGCAGAGCGGGAUUUCGAAUUUGACGACGAGAACAGAAAUGGGUACACUUCGGAGAGUGAUGAUGGGAGACCGGACAGCGUGGAUGAUAAAGUGAGGAAGAAGGAAAUGAGGAAGGGUAUUGAUUUGGCCACCACUCUCGAACGUAUUGAGAAAAAUUUUGUCAUUACAGAUCCAAGGUUGCCCGACAAUCCUAUUAUAUUUGCUUCUGAUAGUUUCUUGGAGUUGACAGAGUACAGCCGAGAAGAAAUCUUGGGUAGAAAUUGCAGAUUUCUUCAGGGCCCUGAGACAGAUCCUACUACUGUUAGAAAAAUAAGAAAUGCAAUUGAUAACCAAACAGAGGUCACUGUCCAGCUCAUUAACUACACAAAGCGUGGCAAAAAGUUUUGGAACUUGUUUCAUCUACAGCCUAUGCGUGAUCAAAAGGGAGAAGUGCAGUAUUUUAUUGGGGUUCAACUUGAUGGAAGUGAGCAUGUGGAGCCAAUCCAUAACUGUAUCCCUGAGGCUACGGCAAAAGAAGGUGCCAAACAGGUGAAACAAACAGCUGAAAAUAUUGACGAUGCUGUCAGAGAGCUUCCAGAUGCCAAUAUGAAACCAGAAGACUUGUGGAACAAUCAUUCAAAAGUUGUUCAUCCUAAACCCCACAGGAAGGAUAGCCCUUCAUGGAAAGCUAUUCAGCAGAUUCAAGAUAGUGGGGAAGCCAUAGGUUUGAAACAUUUUAAGCCAAUAAAACCUCUAGGUUCUGGUGACACUGGAAGUGUGCAUCUGGUGGAACUAUGUGAAACGGGGCAAUACUUUGCCAUGAAAGCAAUGGACAAGGGUGUAAUGUUGAACCGAAACAAGGUGCACAGAGCAUGUGCAGAGAGAGAAAUCCUAGACAUGUUGGACCAUCCUUUUCUUCCUGCAUUGUAUGCUUCUUUUCAGACCAACACUCAUAUCUGUUUGAUAACUGAUUACUGCCCUGGGGGAGAGCUAUUUCUUCUUCUUGAUAGACAGCCGACAAAGGUUCUGAAAGAAGAUGCUGUAAGAUUCUAUGCUACUCAAGUCAUAGUGGCACUGGAGUAUCUUCAUUGCCAAGGUAUUAUCUACAGGGAUUUGAAGCCAGAAAACAUUUUGCUUCAGAAUAAUGGCCAUGUUGCUUUGACAGACUUUGAUUUGUCCUGUUUGACCUCUUGUAAGCCACAGCUUUUGAUUCCAGAGAUUAAUGAAAAGAGAAGGCAUCUGAAAAACCAAAAAGGUCAGCAGGCCCCAAUUUUUAUGGCAGAGCCAAUGCGAGCAUCAAAUUCCUUUGUUGGCACUGAAGAAUACAUAGCCCCGGAAAUUGUUACUGGAGCAGGCCAUACGAGUGCAGUCGAUUGGUGGGCUCUAGGAAUUCUCUUGUAUGAAAUGAUUUAUGGAUAUACACCAUUCAGGGGAAAGACUAGGCAAAAAACAUUUGCCAACAUUCUACACAAGGACCUUAAGUUUCCAAAAAGCAGAGAGGUUAGCCUUCAAGCGAAGCAGUUAAUUUAUCGAUUGCUGCACAGAGAUCCCAAAAACAGACUUGGAUCACGAGAAGGAGCCAAUGAAGUCAAGCAACAUCCAUUCUUCCGGGGCAUAAAUUGGGCUCUUGUUCGUUGCAUGGAACCACCCUCGCUUGACACUCCCAUUUUUGAAGACAAAGAAAACGACAUAGAUCCUGGUCUCGAUGAUUUGCAAAAGAAUGUAUUUUGAAAGAUGUCGAUUAUCCAAGUGCAAAGGGUGGCUUGUCGAGACAACAUUGAGCUGCGGAGCUGUCUAAUCUAGACAAUCACCCCGGAGGAGUGUUGUUCUUUAGAGUGGAUGUUUUCAGUGCAUUUCCAUUCGUUUGAAUUCCUGCAAGUCUUUGUGUGUGGUUGUUUCAAACAUUCUGCAUAUCUAUCCAUUUAUUUUGUUCUUUAUGGUACCAUGAACAUGUUGCAGGCUUUGCCUUUGAACAUUCAAAUUGUUGUGUAACAUUUGUUUUGAGUGUACUGUUCAAAUCUUUCGAUAAGAGAGUGAGAAUACAUUGUACCGUUAACCUUCCAAAAAUAAGUGCAGAAUAAGAAGUGGCAAUGGAUAGUCUGAAUUAGUGUUUAU